Molecule: messenger RNA, 1333 nt
Organism: Solea solea (common sole)
Lineage: Eukaryota; Metazoa; Chordata; Actinopteri; Pleuronectiformes; Soleidae
Gene: trub2
Product: TruB pseudouridine (psi) synthase family member 2
Exons: 8
Coding region: 124-1101 (325 amino acids)
Biological process (GO): RNA processing; pseudouridine synthesis
Molecular function (GO): RNA binding; pseudouridine synthase activity
Source: RefSeq, a predicted model, not a curated record
ACCGGAAGAAGAAGAAGAGCGGAAAGCUCAUCCUGUUCCCAGUUUCUGCCUCUUCAAAAGUGUAAUAUUAAUAAUAUAAACAUAUAUUAACUCUAAUCGCUAUGACCUGAUGUUACGAACAACAUGGCUACUCUUGCUGUUAGCAUGUUCCGGAGGCUAGAGGGCCUGUUCUGUGUGGUCAAACCCUCCGGUGUCCACUGGAAACUCGUGCGGGACAACGUCGAGAAAAAUCUUCUUAAAGGUUUAAACGCUGCACCGCCGCAGUCUUGUCCUCAGCAGAUCCGCUUCUUGAGGGACCCGGGCGCUGACACUGAGACGACAAAGAGUCUCACGCUGUCUGUGGCCUCUGUGCCUGUCCUGUCCAAACACCCCCUGGUAACUGGUCCUGAAUUCCAGCGUAUUCAAGUUGGAGUGGGACAUCGUCUGGACGUGUCCUCCUCUGGAGUUUUAGUUCUUGCAGUUGGGAGGGGAAACAGGGUCUUGAAUGAUCUCUACGAAACACGAGUCACAAGGGAUUACACUUUGGAGUGUGAGUUUGGGAGCGCAACAGAUGAUUUUUCUGACACAGGUCGUGUUGUGGAAAGGUCCACCUAUGAUCACAUCACACUGGACAAGUUGAACAAAGUCCUGGCAAUGCUGCAGGGAGCUCAUCAGAAGGCUUUGUUAACGUAUUCCAAUGUAGACUUGCGCUCCCAGGAAGCCUACGAGUUGGCUGUGCAAGGUUUACUGGGUCCAGAGGGGAAGUCUGUGCCUAUUUUGACCGGCUUACGUUGUGUUCACUUCCAGCCCCCCAACUUUACGUUAGAGGUGCAGUGUCUAAAUGAAACCCAGAAGUAUUUACGCAAAGUCGUACACGAGACGGGACUGGAGCUGCGCAGCACAGCGGUGUGUAAAGGAGUGAGACGCACCAGAGACGGACUGUUCACGCUGCAGCAAGCUCUGACGCGUCACCACUGGACCGCUCCGCAUGUCACGCGUGCCGUCCAGCAGUAUUACUCCUCUAAGAAAAAUAAGAAAACAAGAGCGGUCGCCGAUCGAGGCGACAGGAUUACAACCACGGGAGGAGAAUGUGACGAGCAGCCAUCAAAUUUAAACCAAUGAGCAGGAAGAUGAGCUGUUGCUGCUCUACAGUGACUGUGUGAGCCUGGACACUUCACUCUGAGUUUAUCUCAGCUGGAACAAAGACAAGAUAAGAUAAGUGGACAAAUCAUCAUUGUUCUUUGUUGUAUCGAUGAGCUCAUGGUUUCACUGGGUAACAUUGUUUUAUGUUGUAAGCGUAAUUAUGAAAGAGGUUUAUUAUUAUUUUUCUAUCUUGAAAUAAACUAAAAAAAGC